This is a messenger RNA of Microthlaspi erraticum, 297 nucleotides long. The record is from the annotation of a GenBank genome assembly. NCBI's taxonomy places the organism in Eukaryota, Viridiplantae, Streptophyta, Magnoliopsida, Brassicales, Brassicaceae.
AUGGGAGAAAACGGAGACGUCGUCAUGGCUCAACUCCUUGGUGCCAUCCAAGGUAUUGGAGGACGCCUAGAUAGUUCGGAGCAGCCUCCACCGGCCGCAGGUGCGAGACAGAGGCCAAUCCGACAAGUUCAUGGACAGAACAACCAGGGAGGAGAUGUAACCGAUGAAUACAUGCCUUUAUUGGAGGAAGAUCCGCUAUCAGCGCGUAAUCCAAACCAAAGAAGACAAACUUACCAAGACGACGGACGAGACAUAGAUUGGUACAGAGGCCGAGACCGAGAAGAAGAUGAGAGAUAA